ACUCAUUUUGAAGGCAAUCAAAGGUUUUGCGUGAGAAAGUGCUGAAAAGAAAAGAAGAAUGGGAAAGGAAGGCGAUCUCUGGGAUGAUUCUGCUCUCAUCAACGCGUUCGACGACGCCAUCUCCAAGUACAAGACGAUGCAUGACAAAGGAAAUCAUGAUAGUUCAACUGAAGGAGGAAAAGUGAUAAGCAGCAUAGAAGAAAAUUUAUCAACUCUUGUUGGUGAAAGCCAUGAGACUAAAAGACAUAUAGAAACAGAUGGUAACAGCAAUGAUGCAUUAAGUACCACAGCGGGAAUGACAGAAACUAACAAUCUUCAACCAGUUAAAGAAAAUCAUGGUGUGAAUUCAUGUACUCCAGAACUCUAUGUAGAUUCAUCAAAAGAUCAAGUAGUGCAAGAUGGUGUUCAAAGCUUUUCAAAUACACAAGUUGCAGAAGAUUAUACCCAGUUACUGAACCAAUAUUAUGACCUAGAGGAGCAGAGGCAAAAGAUUCUACAGCAACUUUACCAGUUCGGCAGUUGGAAUUACCAAGGUCCGGUUUCUAAUGUAGAAGGGGGUACCUGCUCUACUUCUCUGGAACACCAAGUCCCUACAACCGAAGCUUCUUACCCAUCCGUCAUCUGUUCUUGUUGCCCAUAUGGCUGUCAGUGUUUGAUGGCUCCGUGUUCUUUGGGUGAGACUUGUGUUGGUAAAACUUGUGAUGCUGCUUCAGCUUUGGGUCGUGAUCAGAAGUCAUCUUCUCUCGAAGAAGGUGAUAUUGUCAAAACAGCGAUGGGAGCUGCCGAAACAGCACUUUCUUCCUUGAUGGCAAAAACUUCUGGUGAUUCUAAUUUAUAUAAAGGGGAAAAGGAAGAGACAAAUGGAGGACAACUGGAACAAAGUGGCAGCUCUGGGACAGACCUGAGUGUUGUUUUGAAUGCUUGGUAUUCUGCUGGCUUCUACACUGGCAAGUAUCUUGUGGAGCAGUCUGUCGCCACUAAACGGCAUGGCUAGUUCAGCUACAAUGUCCGACAGAUGCUAAAUGGUUUCAAUGAAGGCGCAAAUUUUGCUCUAUAUCAAAAUCAGUUGGUUCUGUAUGUGCAAAAUGGAGAGAAUGUGUAUUAUUAUAGCCUUUUGUUACAGUUUCAUGAAAAUUGAAUCAUGCUAGUGCGCUGUAGUUUCAACUGUUGGCUAAUGUAACGUAGAUCUGUUUCUGGAGCGCUCACUAUAAAAAUUGGCAACCAUGUUCAGAUGGUGAUGUAGUCAACAAAUUUUUGUUUCACAACUCAUCUAAGGUCCAUGUUUUUUUUCUCGACUGCAUGGAUUGGAUUGUAACAGAUCUGUUAUUGAUAGCUUUUCACACUGAACAGGAUAAUAAGUUGCUGCCAUGGAUUAAUGUCGUGUGUUUCAUUUCUC
Molecule: messenger RNA, 1396 nt
Organism: Cornus florida
Lineage: Eukaryota; Viridiplantae; Streptophyta; Magnoliopsida; Cornales; Cornaceae
Exons: 5
Coding region: 59-994 (311 amino acids)
Source: RefSeq, a predicted model, not a curated record